GCUUGAUGAGAAGAGAGGACGCGGUUUAAAUUUCGCAGAAAAGUUGAUCCAGGGCAUUACGCUGCUUGAUAGAAAUUUCACAGCGUUCCGUUCCCAGUGUACGCUCUUUGCAUCUGGUGUUUCGAUGUUUGCCGUUCCGAGUGGAAUAGCACGAUAAUCGUGCAUCCAAAGACACAAAAGAGCCUUAAUAUGUAGAAGAGGUUCAGCAAGUCCGCCUUUGACAGUCAGACCAUUGGGAAAAAGCGAGUCUUGCCGAGAGAGGGCUUUUGUUGGGCUUCACGUGGUUGUCCCACGCUCAGCGUUCUACUUUUCUUUCCGGGACAAUCUGCCUGGUACAACAAGGAUUCUGCAGGCGUCAAGGGCACGAAGCUCUCAGACGCCCAGCAUGGCUCAGGAUCCGGAUAAAGAAAUGCGUAGUAAAGUAUCCCUAUGGAACAGCUCCUCCGGGAGGUCUUCGGUUUCUCUCAACUCCCUAUUGUCGGGGUACUUCACAGAGAUGCAGCAGCUUGCGGAAGGGACCCUCCUGCAGCCUGCUGCCCCAACAUCUGAGGCAGCUCCUCAGGCUGCACCAGAGCUGGAUCAGGGCGCGCAGGACAUGCUCAUUCAGGGCUUGGAGUCAUUUCCCAUCAGCUCCUGCAACUCAUGGGGCAUACCCAGCCUGUCCAACAGGAUGUCCUUGGGCGUUCCCACUGAGGCAUGGGCCCAGCAGGGCCCGACGCACGAGUGGCUGGCGCGGAUUGCGCGGCCGCCGGCGCCCAAGAUCGAGGCAGCCAUCCCCGAGGAGCAACAAGUGAACCUACCCCUGCCGCCAGCUGCCGGCCCUGACUCAUUGGGGACGUCGCAGUGGCAGGGGAUGGCUCUGUGCUCAAGCGUGGCAGCCAGCAGCGCAGCCGAGACGCCAAUCCCGGGCUUCCUGUCUCUGCUGCGCAUGGGGCAGCCAGAGAACCAAGUCAGGCAGCCCACCUGGGAGACCUAUUCCUUGCAUACACCAGGGCAGCUGCGAGUGAGAGGGGACACCCCCGUAUACACGCCCGACACCAAAUUGGGCGGCGGGGGGUCCUCUGAGGGCGCCGUGGGGUCCGAGGGGGCCCCCGGGUCGGCAGGAAAUGCGUCGCAGAACAAUGCCAGCCAUGAGCAGGCGGAGAGCCAAGAGCAGGCCAAUGAAAAGGGGCGGCGCUCGAAAGAGGAUGUACAAAAGCGCAACAAGGAGGCGCAGCAGCGAUUCCGAGAUCGUCAGAAGGCGAAGCUGAAGGAGGCGGAGGAUGCUGCGGAUGAGCUGCGGGGGAAGCUGGAGGCAGUCACGCGCGAAAAGGCGGCGCUGGAGGCGCAGCUGGCGGAGUUCGGCCGCACUCUGGCGCAGCGAGACGAGCUCAUCGCACAAUUGCGCGCCGGCCGCGAGGUGGCCGGGGCGGCGGCGGAGGGCCCGGUGGCGCGUUUCCCCUGCAAUGUGACGCUCACUGUGUACCCCAACCAGCACAUCCAGCUGGCUCAGGCUGAUGUCAUCAACCUGCGGCGGGAGGACCUCGUCAUCAUCUGGAAGGAGUAUGUGAAUGCGCUGUCAAACCUGCUGCCCAGCGGGCCCGUCCAGCUCAGCGAUUCCGCUGCUCAAACCAUCAGCGUGCUGACACAGGAGGCGACGGCGCUGAUGCUGUGCGUGGCGGACAGCAGCCCGGCCAUGUUCAAGAGCUUUGCUGCGUGCAAACUUGACGCCGAUGCGGCCAGCGGCUUCGGCGAAGACAGCGUGCAGCUCUGGGGCGCCGUCACGGGUUUCCUGCAGCUGAGUGCGCGGCAGCGGUCGGAGCUGGUGGCCAUGCGCGUGGCCUGCCUGAGCACACUGGCCGAUGUGAUCGACGAACGCAACAACAUCCACGCGUUCCUCACGGCCGCCAUGCCUGCGGCCGUUGGUGCGCGCCACACAGCAGCUCAAUAUCUCAAGGCGCAUGAGGGAAUUGAGCAGCUGAAGGACAACCUGAAGAAGGAGCAUGACCUCAAGGUUGACUGGAUGACAGCCGUCUUCUGCAACGUGUUGGAGCCGGUGCAGGUUGCGCGUGCGAUAGUGCAUUCCUACCCGUGGGCCCCCGACACCAUGGCGGUGGCGGCGGUGGUGGCCGCAGAGGGGGGCGAUGCCGAGGCGCUGACUCACCUGCGCGCCGACUGCAGCGGGGGGCCCGGAGCCUACGUGCAGCCGCGACACAACAGCCUCGGAGAGCUGCUGCAUGUGUAA
Coccomyxa subellipsoidea C-169 is the source of this 2224-nucleotide messenger RNA. RefSeq lists its product as hypothetical. The record is from RefSeq and is a predicted model, not a curated record. Bases 386 to 2224 code for a protein of 612 amino acids. The transcript has 14 exons. Lineage: Eukaryota; Viridiplantae; Chlorophyta; Trebouxiophyceae; Coccomyxaceae.